AUAAAAGGGCGACGCAUUAGUUGUGGCAUGCUCAUUCCCGAAGUCGCAUCGCGUGGUAGCUCGAGCUCGCCGAAAUGUCGAAGCGAGGGCGCGGAGGAUCGGCUGGGAACAAGUUCCGGAUGUCGCUUGGUCUUCCUGUGGCCGCGACGGUGAACUGCGCCGACAACACGGGGGCGAAGAACCUAUACAUCAUCUCCGUCAAGGGGAUCAAGGGCCGCCUCAACCGCCUGCCCUCCGCCUGCGUUGGGGACAUGGUCAUGGCUACUGUCAAGAAGGGGAAGCCCGAUCUCCGGAAGAAGGUCAUGCCCGCUGUCAUCGUCCGCCAGCGCAAGCCCUGGCGCCGAAAGGACGGCGUGUACAUGUACUUUGAAGAUAAUGCUGGAGUGAUUGUAAAUCCAAAGGGAGAAAUGAAAGGAUCUGCUAUUACGGGACCCAUCGGGAAGGAAUGUGCAGACCUGUGGCCAAGGAUUGCUAGUGCAGCCAAUGCUAUUGUGUAAUCUCAUGGUGCUUGAGAUCAAUAAAAUAGAUUUUGAAUUGUGAUUAGCUGUUUUAAGAAAGAGUUGGAUGGCAGUCUCAUCUUAGUUUUUUGGUUAUUGGUUUAUUAGCCAAUGUUUACUAGAGUUUCUUCACCUUGUGCAUUCGAUGAUCUGACAACUACUGUGAUCCAUUUCAAUUUUGGUCAGUCUCUUUCCACUGUUCUGAGUUGUGAGUGAACGAAAGUCUGAUUUGUGGUGUGAUAACAGGAAUUUAUGACGUGCCUGCGUGCAU
Molecule: messenger RNA, 768 nt
Organism: Musa acuminata subsp. malaccensis (wild Malaysian banana)
Lineage: Eukaryota; Viridiplantae; Streptophyta; Magnoliopsida; Zingiberales; Musaceae
Product: large ribosomal subunit protein uL14
Biological process (GO): translation
Cellular component (GO): cytosolic large ribosomal subunit; ribosome
Molecular function (GO): large ribosomal subunit rRNA binding; structural constituent of ribosome
Source: RefSeq, a predicted model, not a curated record